AUGCACAGCCUUCUCAUCUCUGCUGUAUGCGAAGAAAUACAACCAACAGUCAUCUCCGCCGAAAAUGAAUUCCACGCAUGGAAGGCGCUCAAAGAUCUCUACGAUCUUGUCUCACCCAACACCACGAUCACCCUCCUCAGCCGCGUCCUAGACACGAAGAUGCAAGAAGGUGGAUCACUGACCGAGCAUCUCGCAACCUUCGAUGCGAACUGGAAUACUGUCAAUUCCAGAUGCCAAAGCGCAGACCACAAACUCACUGAGGCUCUCCUACCCCUCAUCAAAUCCGACGAAGCCAUGGCGGCAUUCCUCCUAAGCUCGCUACCCAAAUCGAUGAGCAACAACCUGGAUGAGGUAGCGCCUCAAAUAGGGAACAAAGCGCUCCAUACCAGGAGUACCACAAGCGACAAGGAAUGCACCUGGUUCAAGAAAAGGGAACAGCCUUACAAAGGCCACGAGUACACGGAGUGCAGAAAGCUCAAAGAACAGAACAAGAACAGGAAGGGAAGGAGAAAGGACAACUCGGCAUCGGUUGUAGUAAAUGACUCUACAACCACUAUCUGUAUGGUACGCCACGACAUCUACCAACCCCUUACUUGGAUCCUUGAUUCUAGAGCAACCUCUCACAUCACACCCUUCCAAGUCCAACUCAUCAACAUCCGACCUCACACCGGCAACGUCCGAACAGCUGAUGGAACCAACCACGCUGUCACCGGAAUGGGAAGUGUUAGUUUCAGCUGCCAUCUUCCCGAUGGAAGUAGAUCUUACAUUCUCCUCACCGAUGUGCUGUUGGUCCCAACCUUGGAAAAUGUGAGAUUGGUCUCCGAAACCGUGCUCGACAAAAAGGGAUUUAGAACGGAGUCAGGAGGAGGAAGCAAGUUGGUUACAAAAGAAAAGAAAGGAAUAAUCUGUGCAAAAUUGGAGAAGGGACUUUGGAAUGUACAAGUAGUUAGCAAUACAGUUCGUUUGACCACUUACGAUGAAUGGCAUCAGGCGUUAGGCCACCCUGCGACACUAGAAAACUUGUAUCACGACAUUCAAAGGCAGCCUCCCAAACCAGAAACUCUAUCUGGAAAGUUUAGUAUACAGUCACAAGAGAAAGCUCAGUACUAUAUGUCCUUCAUCGAUGAUUACACCCGCUUCGCAUGGAUAUAUCUCCUGAAACAGAAAGAAGACGCAAAGAAUGCCAUCAAGGACUACGUUACCAGAAUCGAGAAACAGUAUAGUACAACAAUACUGAGAUUCAGAACGGAUGGUGGCGGUGAAUACAUCAAUAAGGACAUAACGAACUACUUCGAGACACAAGGAAUAGUUCAUGAACAGACUCCCCCAUACACUCCCGAAUCUAAUGGAGUUGCAGAACGAUUCAACAGGACGGUAACCACAAUAGUCAGGUGCAUGAUCAUGGACCAUCCUAAGUCGUUAUGGGGAGAAGUAUACGCAACAGCUGUCUACCACAAAAACAGGCUACCUCACAGUACGCUUAAGGCAAAGACCCCCUUUGAAGCCCUGAAAGGAACCAAGCCAAGUAUACAACACCUUCAACCAUUCGGCAAAAAAUGCUAUGUCCACAUCCCAGAAAACUCUAGGCCAGCAGGAAGCAAACUAGCACCCCGAGCAUAUGAAGGAAUCAUAGUUGGAUACUCAGACAGUAGUAAAAUAUACCGUAUCUGGAUAGGAACACAACAUAGGGUAAUUGAAAGUCGGGACGUCACAUUCCCCCCUCCUGAAUCAGGGAAAGUCUCAGUGGAACUCGAGUUCAUCCCCAGCCUGAAACCAGAUACGGCAAAUGCACCAUCAGACGACGGAUACGAAUCAGAAGACAGGUCUGAUCCAGAACCUGAAUCGUCAGCAAUCGAAGAAAACCUGAAGGAAGACCAAGUAGACUGGAAGUUGGGUUGA
This is a messenger RNA of Morchella sextelata, 1899 nucleotides long. RefSeq lists its product as uncharacterized. NCBI's taxonomy places the organism in Eukaryota, Fungi, Ascomycota, Pezizomycetes, Pezizales, Morchellaceae. The record is from RefSeq and is a predicted model, not a curated record. The coding region runs from base 1 to 1899 and encodes 632 amino acids. Gene Ontology annotation, molecular function: nucleic acid binding. Gene Ontology annotation, biological process: DNA integration. The transcript has 3 exons.